This is a messenger RNA of Plenodomus lingam JN3, 2784 nucleotides long. RefSeq lists its product as uncharacterized. Lineage: Eukaryota; Fungi; Ascomycota; Dothideomycetes; Pleosporales; Leptosphaeriaceae. Gene Ontology annotation, molecular function: protein binding. The record is from RefSeq and is a predicted model, not a curated record.
AUGCCCCUCGUUCGCCGCCCCAACAAUGCUAGCUUCAUCGCCGGUGCCCGCGCAGACCUGCCCUUCCUCCUCCCCUUCCUCGCCCCCAGCCUUUCCACCGAGCCAUCUGCAGGAACGAGGGGAGCACAGCACCAUGUCAAGAGCCCGAAGACAACACAUGGCAGAGUGGUGGAGAAGGGAGAAGGCAGUCACGUGAGCUUGAAGGGACGAAAUAGGAACGCUGAUUUACAGCCCAUCACCACUACAUCCAUUCAUGAUGGUCACGGUCACGCAGAAGAUGGACGCUGGCGACAGGCACGAGGAGCGGCUUCUGCUUCUGGACUUGCCCAACAUCCACCAAGACAGACGGCCCCCAAUUCUUCAUGGAGCCCAUCAAGUGUCUGCCAGCUCUAUGCCGACAUUUUCGCCAUCGCUCGUCAGCAAAGACGAAGUUAUGCCUCAGUUGGGGCCUGGAAUCCAGACGGCUCAGGCCCCCAAUCGCCGUACUCGACAUACAAUCCGCCUGUCAACGAGGCCAAGGAAGAACACAUAGCCCAUGAGCGCUCCGCUGCUCUGGCCAUCGAGAAGGAGCGUCUGCGGGUCUUCCUCGCUCGUUACGGACAACUGCAGGAGAAACAGUUGAUGAAAAAUGGACAAUACCGAUCCUUGCUUCGUCGUAUUCUCAAUUUCGAAGAGUGGCAUAUGCAAGAAUUGCAUGUCUCCACAGAAUUGCAUCGCGGCGACUGGCUCAUCCGGACCUUCGCUGCACUAGAUCGGUGUACAUUUGUUCAUAUGAGACAGCACACACGCAGAACCAAGAUCAUCCACAAUCCAGAGUGCACAACGUGGUGCUCGAAACUUCUCGAGGGCUUGGAUGAGGAAGGACAGUCGCGCAUGUGGAAGAACUGGGUCAAAAUCGAACGUCCUCUCCAAGAGUCAAUCUGGCGGCCACUCUUAAUCUAUCUGCUCGAUUGCAAGCCUAGUCGUGCACUAGACUUUAUGGAGGUACUCUGCCAAGAUAAACGCAUCAAAAAGAACCUAGAUGUCGCAGUGCUUGCAGAUGCUUUGGGUCAUCUGUCCAGUCUACACCGAAACGGACAAUACGAUACAGAUCCGGACUGGAAUCCAGACUUUGUUAUCAAUGAGCUAGAGUUUGUCCCUGGAUUUUACCGUAUUUUCAUUUGCAUGUUUACGGAGCGCACGUACAUGCUCCCUCAGGACCUUAUCUACAGCCUUUCCCAAUUUGCAGAAACGGAAGAUCUCAAAGAGAUAUUUGACCUCCUCAUCGAGUGCAAAUUCCACUUCAGCUUCGAUACGCUACUACACUGUGCUAAUGUCUUUGCCGAGGCAGGGGAAGUGGAUUAUGCGCUGCGAUGUCUGGAGAAGCUCAGCGAAGGUUGGCGUGGCGAAGGAGCUUGGGAUGAGGUGGUGAAUCGUCAAAGACUCCGCUGGACUUGUGCGCUGAUAUUGCGCAAUAGCGCGAGUCAGGAAUCAGGUUAUCGCGCAACGCCGGGUCUGGUCGAGACUUUUGUGCGCAUGGGUGUGAAGAUGGAUCUCACCCUUUACAACGUCGUCAUACACAAUGCCAUGGAGGCAGGAGACUAUGCGACAGCUUUCAAACUUUACAACUCGCUGGAAGAGCAUAAACUCAACCCAGACACGCACACCCUCGGCAUCUUACUACAUGGGUGCAUACUACAAGACAACCCCGCUAUGUUCGGAGAUUUCGCAAGACAUUGCGAAAACGUCGCCAGAGAGACGCAGAAUGCUUGGCUAGCGUCAGAGUACUUAUACUACUGCUACGUCCGUCUUCAGGACAACGCGGAUGUUGAAGAGUCCACGACUGACUUGUGGCUCGCAUACCUCAAACUCUUCCAAGCAUCAGGGUUGGAGUCACUCGUGAGUUUGCGAAGGCAUCGUCUAAGGGACGAAAUUGCGUCCUCUACACUAGAAGCAGGCAUCCCAUUGAUAGACCCUUCCCCAAUGGCGGUCUACAUACUGUUGCAGGCGGAGAUCAAGUACGCAAUGUCUCUGGGUGAUCAACCUGUGCAGAUCCUGUAUGAUCAAUUCAAAGUCCUUGUUCUCCUGGGACAGCAUCCGAAACUCAGCGAGUUAGCCAAACAGCCCAUUAUCUGGAACGCCUUUCUUCUAGCCUUUUGUCGAAAGUUGCAGUUUGCCAGUGCCAGCCAAGUGAUCAAGGACAUGAUGGACAACUCGCCGCAGCCAAACAUCUACAGCUGGAACAUCUUCAUGCAGGCCUUCUUCAAAUCCGGGCAAGUGCAGGCCGCCGAGCGCGUCUUUGAGAUUAUGCGCAGUCGCGGUGUCGACCCGGACCAGUACACACACGGCGUGAUGCUUCGCGGGUACGCAAAGGCGCAGCUGGUCGAUCAAAUCGGCGAGACGAUGCAGCAUGUGGAUGCAGAGCACGAAAUGGAUCCCCAUCUCCUUCAGACGCUGUCGAGAAUGGUCGACCGCGAGAAGCUGAUGCGCGUGCUAGAGGAGUCUCGCAUGGCAAAGCUAGCCAGGCUACAAGAGCAAGCGAAAAAGGAAGCGGCAGAGCGUGCAAAGAGGUGGGCUGUCCCAGAGUUCAUCGACCCCGAGGAUGAAGUUGCAGAGCUCCGCAAACUCGAGGCUGAGACGCAGACUGGGGUUGAUGACGAGGACGAGGAUGUGAUUCAGAAGGCAGAAGAGCAGGUGAAGGAGCUACAGGGUCGGUUCGUACCCCCUGUCAAGCCGAAGGAGCGAAGGCGGCGGAGGCGCAGGAAGACGAGCCUGGAAUCUGGGAAUGGCGAAGAGUACUUUUGA